AUGUCUUUGCGAAACAACCACGAGCCUAGCUCGCUGGCCUCUGGGGACCCGGAAGAUCCGUCCACCGACCAUUUCACGAGGCGCGACGCACGACAGAGCCUGCAGGAGGGAGCAUUCGUGACGCUGGAUGCCAGAAUGCGGGAGAAUGAGAAACAACUCCGAGCAAUCUCUGCAGUUCUUGAUGCAUUCCGUGGCACACUUGAGGACAUCAACGCGUCGGUUAAGGAACUUCAAUUUCAGAACACUACGUCUCAUGCCGGAAACUCCACCAAUGUCGACUUUGUCGCCAGCCUGCACGCCAUGGUCGGGGCUCUGAAAACCGCGCAGUCCAAUGCGCAAGAGCUGGCAGAGCUUCGUGCCGAGAAUACCACGCUGAAGGCGAAGUGGGAUAUUGUCCAGUCAGCCAUUACGACUGCAGCGGGAAGCGAAGUACCGAGCAUUUCUUCGACGGCAUUGCAUGCGAAUAGUCUGGGAAAGCGCAAGCGCAACAGCAACGUCAGCAAACCUGCCUCUACUGGUCCCUCAAACCCUAUAUCACAACCAAAGCCCUUUUGGCUGAGGAAUUCGUCGUCCUCUGUGCAGGUCCCGACUCCACAAUCCAGCACGCACUCAGACCUCCAGUCGCAGGACACCUCCAAUAGUUCACGUAACGCCACCCCUGACGAUGCACACGACGGCUCUCCGCAGAACAGCAAGAAGCCCAAGGCAUCGACAGCGCCACACUCACAUCAACCCGAACAGAAGCAGCAGGUUGCAGUGUCUAGUCAGCUUUCGACGGGUCUCAGUCCCGCUGAGCGUUUUGCGCUGGGGGAUGCCUCCUUCGAUGAUUCGCUCGCCGGCGCAGGUGCUUCGGAUGCGGAAGAACAGCAGCGCAAUUCAAGUUCAGUCCCCACGAUGGAUUCAUCACAGUCACCAUCAGCGGAAGAUGAGCAACCUUCAACCCUUGCAGGGGAUGGAAUGCAGACUGCCGAGAACGACACUACGGUUCCAGAAGAUGGCGUGCAGCUGGGCGGCAUUGGUGAUGAGCCACCAGUGGACGUCAACACGAUCGAGACGACGGCCAACCGCUUCUCCAUGGGGGACAGCGUUGAGUUUAGUGGUGACGAGGAGGGUCCUGGGCUAGAGCAGGAUGAGGGCCCAACCUCAUCAGAAGCUCGUCAGAGCUCUCCAGUGAAUGUGGAUCAAGCCAAACAGGUGCAGGCACGCGACACCUCUACUCCAGAUGACGCUUCGGUCCAGUCGGCGCCAGCCAAACGAACCCGGAGCAAGACCCAGGCUGUGUCCACUGCUUCGACGCGAAGAAAGACAAUCGAAUUUGCCAUCGUCUCGGUCAAGGAUAGACGAAGCGUUGCGCCCGAGCCACCACCGUCACGGAGGAUCCUGCCCCGCCGAAUAAGUUCGGAUCAAACGGGACGAUUUGAGAACUCGACGCCAGAAACGGUCGAGGCUGAACUAAUAGAGUUAGAGAAGCCCAAAGGACCACGACAGUACAAGACUUAUGUCCAGACAGGCACGAAGCUUCUCAACAUUGAGUUAAAAGAGCUCGGACUGGAGGAAUGGAUCGACAAGGACAAGAGUGGGCCUGAAUACAAGCGGCUUGUCGAGGAGGCCAGAGAACGCAAGCGAGAACAGACCAAAUUGGCCGCACUCGCCAGUCGGGGCGUGUCUGUUCCAGGAGCGGAUAUGGAUGAGGCACUGCGACUAUCGACGCCUUCCCUGGAAGAGGCCUUGCAACAAGCCCAGGCUCUGGCCGAUGCGACCAACGGGCGAAUUACCGCCGCCAGCAAUGGCCCAGCAAAGACAACAGAACCAGCCCGACAAGCGGCUAGUGCUGGUCCUAUCAGCAAGCGCAGAAAGUCCAAAGCCGACCGUCAGGAAGAGAUUCGCAAACGAGAUGAGCUGGCGAAGGCAGCCAUGGAGAUGGAAGACUAG
Messenger RNA from Cladophialophora carrionii CBS 160.54, 1932 nucleotides. RefSeq lists its product as uncharacterized. The coding region runs from base 1 to 1932 and encodes 643 amino acids. The record is from RefSeq and is a predicted model, not a curated record. The transcript has a single exon. NCBI's taxonomy places the organism in Eukaryota, Fungi, Ascomycota, Eurotiomycetes, Chaetothyriales, Herpotrichiellaceae.